AGAGAGAAGGAGAGAAGGUGCCCGGUGUAUUUUGCGGCCUAUGUGGUAGUCUAACUGUAAGGUUGCAUUUAAGCAACCUGCUUAUGGGAGGGGGUGUUAUGUCCAAAUCUGAUUCUUUUUGUUUUUCAGGUAAUCAAACUCCUCCCCUAUAGUUUCCCUCUUAAUCUCUGACACCUGCUGGGAGGUCUUUAAAAGCCCAACCAAGCUCCACCCACUCUCUCUCUUCAACCAUGCAGCCUGGGCCAGCUGCAUUGUCACCAGCCUCCAUUUUCAGCUUUUGGUUAUCCUUUGUUUCCUUUUGUGCAAUAAAUGUUACUUUAAUUGCUACACAUGUUGUCUGACUCCUCUAUGUUGCUUCCCAAGAGCCGGGGUUGUAACAAUUCUCAAUCUUCUUUCUGCUAUCUGAUAGUUUCCUCUUUAAUUGUUUGACUUCUUUGUUUCUCCGGGGGAUUUUAGUGGGGCUGAACUGCCCUUGCAGCACAUGUACUUAUGCCCAGCUAGACAGCCAGUUAACAGACAAAGUCCCCCAAUAAAAACUACAAGGCUUGACUUUUCUUGUGUUUUACCGGUCUUCUUUGUUUGUUUGCUUUUUGCUUUUUCCUUUUUAAAACUGAGAAACAUAGCAGAAACAAGAACAUAGAUUUGCAUUACAUAAAACACAUCACUGAGUCAUCAAUCAAUAACUGAACAGAGCUACAGCCUGUUGCUAGCUAGCGGAGCACAUGUUCUACAAAAAUAAUCACAUUAAUCUCCACUCUGCUAUUUAAAAUAAAAACACAAACGUCUACUAAUGUACAGAGUAUUACAGAAUAAUUCACAGAAUACUUACAGAUAAAUAUUCAAGGCUGAAGCACAGAAAACUCUCAGCAUAACAUGAAUGUGGCUGUCUGCCUGGCCUGUGUGAGCUCCAGCAAGAUGCAGGCCAAACUCGGAACUGGGAUUGAUACGGUUUCCAGUCCGGAAAGGUACAAAAGAACACCCGUUCUACCCGGAGGUCUCAUCAUCAAACUCGGGCAAGGUCCAGGUAGACCGAGUCAGUAGAAUUGACGUCACGACGAAGAUGGCUGCGCACAUUGUGAAUGGUAAACAAAGUUAUUUGUCCUCGUAUAUGCUGUUUAAUUAAGCGUUUGUGUUGUAAAAAUCAUACAAGUACUUUGCAAUGGCAUUUCUAUUUCCACUGUUGAUUAGUGUUGGAAAAAAAGUCUGUGCAAGCCCGUUGUAGCCUAAAGUCAUAUGAACCAGCAAUGUCUAUGGCUAGACUACAUUGUAGGCUAUUCUCUUUCUGCUCCUAUGUAGAAUAGCUUCAUUUUUCAUUGCACCUAUGAUCAUCUUAAGCAUUUAAAAUGCAUGUUCAGGUGUUGAUCACCAGUGUUCGUUUCCAGAGCUUGUGUACAUGUCUUGUAAAGUCAGCCUAGUAGGUUGAAACAAGUGUAAAAUGGAUGAGGUGGAUAGAUAUACAUGCAAGGACCAGGCUAAAAUGGAAUGUGUCUUUCUUUACCUCUGUUGUUACAGUAUACGCAGAUGAAAACUCUACUCUAUUUCUUGAUCGAGCGCUGAGCAAGCCCCUGAACCGCCUCCCUUAUCGAACAGCUUCAGACCCCCAUACCCUCUUUCUGGAUGAGCAAAUGACUGUUCGGCUUGAAAUACAUUUACCUGGGCUGCAAAAUGCUGCUGACGGUGCCAGUGGGGAGGCAAUGGAGGCGCAAAGUGACCCGACAAGUCCCACAGAGCCUCCAAAUGAAACAAUGCAGAACAAUGAAGAGUCCAAUAAGGAGGCAAUGGAGGAGCAAAGUGACCUGUCCACAGAGGUUCCAAAUGUACCCAUGCAGGUGAAUGAAGUGUUCACUAGGGACCUAACUUUGUUCCUCAUAGAUUUGAUGAGGCACAGGAUGGAAGAGGAUGGGGGGGACUUACCGAGGUCCUUGAAGGAGCUCAAUGCCAGGGUGAGGCUGGGAAAAAGGUCCAAGAAGCAAAUGUGGCAAGAAAUGGCUGCCAAACUUACCAACCAUUUCGGUGUUGUUUUUGGGCCUGACAAGGUUGCCAGAAAAUGGGGGACCUUGGAGGAGAGCUAUAAACGGAUCAAAGACAACAACCGCACAACGGGCCAGGGGACAAUGCGGUUCCAGUUUUACGCGCAGAUGGAGGAACUGUUGGGCGGCCACCAUGACGUUACUUAUCCUGCUGUGGGUACAGCUCAAGGAUUAGAAAUCAGGAGACCUGAAGAUCUGCGUCUCCCAGACCUGUCCAGCUGUCCCCCAGGCUCCUCCACCAGUCUGCCAGGCUCCUCCACCACUUUGCCAGGCGCCUCCACCACUCUGCCAGUCUCCUUCAGCCGCCCCCCAGGCUCCUCCACCACUCUGCCAGGCGCCUCCACCACUCUGCCAGUCUUCUUCAGCUGCCCCCCAGGCUCCUCCACCACUCUGCCAGGCUCUUCCACCAGCCUGCCAGGCUCCUCCAGCCGUCACCCCUAUAGACGUUGCCGGCCAGAGGAAAUUCCCCUCGCUGGAGUCAUUCGAGAAGUGGAGGCUGCAAGCCAACAAAGACAUUUGGAGCUCAUGGCCCUGUUGACGCGCUCCAAUGAAUCAUUUGAAAAUCUCAUGGGUCAUUUUCUUGACAAAGACUGAACCCAGGAAGAAUCCUCAUUAUAAAAAGUAUUUGUCUGGUACACAGUGUGUUAAUCAUCCUAAUUUAUUUAAGAUAUUUUACUUUUUACUCUGCUUUUUUCAAGAACUAUCUUAUUUCUAACCACGUGUGCUGUUUUUUAUUUAAUAAAA
Epinephelus lanceolatus (giant grouper) is the source of this 2774-nucleotide messenger RNA. The record is from RefSeq and is a predicted model, not a curated record. NCBI's taxonomy places the organism in Eukaryota, Metazoa, Chordata, Actinopteri, Perciformes, Serranidae.